Plutella xylostella (diamondback moth) is the source of this 1094-nucleotide messenger RNA. RefSeq lists its product as uncharacterized. The record is from RefSeq and is a predicted model, not a curated record. NCBI's taxonomy places the organism in Eukaryota, Metazoa, Arthropoda, Insecta, Lepidoptera, Plutellidae.
CCGAGUUGUAUAGACCGAAAACUGUACAUUAGCUGCUUUCUGACAUUGCACACUCAGUUUUCACAUAGCUUUAUUAACUGUGCCAUACCUUAAAGUAAAAUAGAAAAUAAAAUUAUUGGGCGGCUUAACCAAUUUUGAAAAAAAAACUCAGUUGUAAUAUUAUGAAAGUUACAGUAAACCGGAAUUUUCGUUUAGUUACGGUUGACUGAUAAUGGCUUCGAACGUAUAACUUUUUUUUUUGUGUUGGUGUUAAAAUGUGUGGCGUUCAUUGUUAUUUCACGUUAUGGAAAGUUAUAAGUUUUGUUUGUUUCUUGAACUGUGUAACUGAUGUAUAUGCAAACAAUUUUACAGAUCAUGAAUAUAUUGAAAAUAAAGAUGAGCCCGAUGAAACCAGAAGGUCACUCGACGCUGACCGCUUCUACGACCACAAAGGAAGAUCUCGACCAAGAAAAAUAAACUUAGCCGACGCCGUACACAACAUCCCUUACCCUUCAAUAAACGACUUCGUCUACUAUCGUUUAUCAAACAAACUUCUGUCGACGAAAACGAAUGCUGUACUGAUAACUUCGUACAAAAUGAGUAUGUCUAUAGUGUAUUUGGCGAGGAGUUUUGCGUUCAGGCCGUAUCGUCCUGUGUCGAUCAGCCCGAUGAGGGCCCGAUUCUAUACGCAGGCGUUUAGAUGGAUGCUUCGGCACGUCUCCUUGUGGCCGGAAUGGAUACUAAACUCCAAAACCUACGGCGGAACCCACCACGUGUGGCUCCGAAGACACUCUUUCAGUGACAAAAAGAUCCCUGACUUCGUACAGAAGUUGCUGUUCUUCGUACCUCAACAAGAAUGGGAAGACGAGGCUUUGGAGGAGAAGCUGUUGAUACCACAAUCACACUUGUUCCUUAAAUAUUCACCUACGGCUGGGUGAAUUACGUUUGAGUUCCUAUGUUGUGACAAUAAUUUAUGUUAUGUAUGUAACGAAAAUACACUUUUUCCGAUUUAAAAAAGAAAAAGGUAAUUAUUUUUCCUUAAUUUUCGUGUAUAUUUUGAAACUGCCUAAAAUUAUUUUACAAAUAGGUACAUAAAUAUACUUAUAUCAAUGUUA